Macrosteles quadrilineatus (aster leafhopper) is the source of this 4422-nucleotide messenger RNA. It is a transcript of the gene Alg9, whose product is annotated as alpha-1,2-mannosyltransferase ALG9. Gene Ontology annotation, biological process: protein N-linked glycosylation. Gene Ontology annotation, molecular function: alpha-1,2-mannosyltransferase activity. Gene Ontology annotation, cellular component: endoplasmic reticulum membrane. The coding region runs from base 165 to 2003 and encodes 612 amino acids. The transcript is spliced from 12 exons. NCBI's taxonomy places the organism in Eukaryota, Metazoa, Arthropoda, Insecta, Hemiptera, Cicadellidae. The record is from RefSeq and is a predicted model, not a curated record.
CUUUAGUCUUUACUCUUUCGGUACAAACUCGAAUAUCUUCAUUUACCGCUUACUUGACAUUUUUACAAUUUUCUGUGAGAAUCGUAUUGUGAUACGUAGAACUUUUUCGCAGCUGAUCUGUUUUCAGAAUAUGGAUUUGUAAAAUCCUUAUUAAUUCAAAAGAUAUGGCGCCGUCAAAUCGGCAAAGAAACCAUUCUAUUUCUAGUGGCAGGAAAGAGGGCAAUAAAAAACCAUUUCCUCGUAAAACUUCAGGAAACACAAGGAAAGAAGAAGUAAUAACAAAUCAAGAAUUCAUAGACCAAGUGGGCCUGUUCUAUCCAAGUAAUGAUACUGCAUUCAAAGCGCUACUUUCUGCUCGGUUUUGUGCAGCUGUAUGGAGCCAUAUAACCGAUUGCGAUGAAACCUACAAUUACUGGGAACCGAGCCACUAUUUACUCUUUGGCAAGGGCAUGCAGACUUGGGAGUACAGCCCAGAGUAUGCUCUUCGCUCCUACACCUACCUCAUGGUUCACGUCGUGCCGGCCUGGCUGUACCAUGUGUUACUGCAGCCCAACAAAAUGCUCAUCUUUUACUUUUCCCGCUGCCUGCUUGGUCUCUGCUGCGCCCUCUGUGAAGUUUACUUCUACAAGAGCAUUUGUAGAGAGUUUGGCAUCCAUGUGGCCCGUGUUAUGCUGGUUGCGAUGUUGUUCAACGCAGGAAUGUUUAUCUCUAGCACAGCGUUUCUCCCUUCCAGCUUUUCAAUGUACAUGACGAUGUUAUCGAUGGGGGCUUGGUUCCAACGGAAGUAUGAACUUGCGGUGUUUGCUACAGCCCUAUCGGCCUUCCUCAGCUGGCCGUUUGCGGCUCUGAUUGGUGUGCCAAUAGCAUUCGACAUGCUGUUCCGUCGCAAGGACUGGUGGCUGUUCGCUCAGUGGAGUCUGAUUGCUUGUGCCGCCAUCUUACUGCCGAUGGCUCGCAUUGACUCACUCUACUACGGUCGUCUGGUUGUGGCUCCUCUCAAUAUUGUGUUUUACAACGUUUUCACGACCCAUGGUCCAGACUUGUACGGUGUGGAACCUUGGUAUUUUUACAUCAUCAACGGGUUUCUCAACUUCAACAUCAUAUUCAUCGCUGCUCUUCUCACUCCCCUUGCUUUGGUAGCCGUCAAGCUAGUUGUGCCUGUCAAGUUGCAUCACGCCCAGUUUCUCCCGUACUGGCUCUCUCUCUCACCUCUCUAUCUCUGGCUGUUAGUCUUCUGUCUGCAACCUCACAAGGAGGAGAGGUUCCUGUUCCCCGUGUACCCUCUCAUCUGUCUAUGUGGAGGAGUGACGCUGGAUAGUGUACAGAAGCUGUGGUUCCGACUGGUCGUCAGGUCGGGUAUCCACUACCUCAACCACACCAUGUAUCUGCUGCUCCCUGCGCUUCUUCUCACCUCCACGCUUGGAGUGUCUCGGAUACUCGCCUUGUACAAAGGUUAUUCAGCGCCUAUGGAUGUAUUCAUUGAACUAAACAAGCUGACAGCGGAAGGAGGAAUUUCCCCCGAUCAUCACGUUAACAUCUGUAUGGGCAAAGAAUGGUAUCGGUAUCCAUCUUCAUUCUUCCUACCUUCAGACAAAUGGGAGCUGCAGUUUUUAAAGUGUGAGUUUCGGGGUCAGUUGCCACAACCGUUCUCUCUGUUGGAGAAUGGAACGAUGGUUGUGCCUCCGAACAUGAACGAUGCUAAUCUUGAGGAGCCUUCAAGAUAUGUUGAUCCUUCCACCUGCCACUUUAUCGUGGAUCUCGACACUGGAGAGGAAUCGGAGGGAGAACCCAACUACUCGACUCAAACUGAUAAAUGGACCAUUGUCAAGACUGUACCAUUCCUGAACCCUGCCAGAUCACACAGAUUUUUCCGUGCUUUCUACAUUCCAUUUCUCUGGGAGAAACAUUGUCAGUUUUCAAACUACAAUCUGCUCAAGGCCAAAAAACACCGACACAAUCAAAACAGAUCUCCACAAAGCCAAACUGUUAGGAUGACGAGGUAGAAAUUCCCAUUACAGACUGUUUGAUUUUGUGCGGUUACUGCUGUUGUUACUGAUGGUCAUAUACCUCUCUGGUUGCCAAAUAAAGCUUGAAGUAAUGACUUUUGUAGCUACAUGAUAGCAACUGAUGUACAGCGACGCAAUUUCAUUCCAUUGUAGCAUUUAAUCAGAUAUGUUGUUACUUUUCUGUAAAUUCAAAACUACUAUUAAAAAUGAUUUUCUAGUUAGAUAAGUUAUAUGGCGUAGGUUAGGUGAAACGAGAUGCUAAAUCCCAGCACUUACAGACUUGUUUGAAACAUAAAAAUUCUGUUAGAAAAAUACUGUAAGAAUUACAUAAAGUUUUAGUUUUGUGUUCAUUUUGUAUGCAUAAACAGAGCAAUGUGUCCUAGCAUCUUGUUGAAUAUAUCAUUUGCUAGGAUCAGAAAAGUUAUAAUUGCUAGUUUGUUGUUCAACAAAGUGUAUAGACUCCCUACUGAUAUUUGCCACCAGUUAUUGCUAAGGGAUAAGAUCGAUAGAGAAUUCUGGUAGUUAAAGAAAUCCGUUUAAUAAAGUAUGUGAACUUUUUUCCUCUACAGAAUAGUGUUUGAUAAAAGGGAAAUAGUGGUGAUGAAUUUACCGAAAAGAUUCAAUUACUUUUGUGUGUUGUAUUUUUUAUGUUGCAAUUUGAUCGGUGAAAAUUAUUGUUUAUUUUCCUCUAAUUACACGAGUAGUUACCGCUGUCGUGACAUAUUAUAUAGUAUAUUCAACAAGAAGCGUUAUCAAUUUACACAAAAUGUAGCUGUAUUCAGCGUUAACGUAACUAAGCUCCAGUAUGUUAAGACUUUAUUUAACGAGUUGUUCAUUCCAAUUUUAGUAGUAAGUCAACUAGUUUUAGAAUAUUGUUAACGUUCAUUCAUGAUUGUACAUAGUUUGGUCACCUGUGUCUAAGCAUCAUCAAAGGUAACUGUUUUGAGGUUAAAUUUAAUUUAUUACUGCAGUAGAACUUCAUAUCUAACCUUAUAUACCCAACAGCCUAAAACUGCUUUUGCUCGCCUUCUUCCUGUGUUUGUUAACAUCAAACAUGUUUGCAUUUAGGUCCUCAAAUCAUUUCGUAGAACUGAUGGGAGAAAAUGUUGUAUUUGUUUUACUGUGAGUUAUUUAUAUUUAUGGAGGAUUUCUUUAAUCCUUUUCCUCUCCCAUUUACCGCCACAUUAGAACCCCUCAUAUCCGACCUCGGCAUAACCGACUCCUCGGGAUAUCCGACCUAGUGUGGCCGAUCACGGAUGUUGCAUAAUCACGGCAGACGACCACCGUUGUCGCUAAGACAACAAGAUAUGCUUAUAGGUAUUGCCGUGGUUGUGGAAGAUGAUAGGAUUUGAGGGGUUCUACAGUACUUAAAUUCACCAGCUUUUGCCUCUAGUCCUGUUCGAAAGAUAUGAGGGGUUCUAUUCUAUUCUAUCACAAGUGAAACUCUUUUAUAUUAAUUUAUUUUGUUACCAUAGGACAAAAAGCACGUUUUCAUAUAAAAAAUCAUAAUACUUGAAACUUUAUAACGGCACUAUCUGUGGGGUACAAUGAAAUUUAUACAGCUUGCUCAGACACUUACAAUUUCUAAAACUGUUAUUACAUUUAUGUAUAGCUGAACAUUGUUGUUAAUGGAAAGCUAGCUCUAGUUUAGAUUUCCUAACCCUAACACACAAACUGAUGUCCUAAUUUUUGCAUAUAAAAUGUAUCUAUCUAGUCAUUUUUAUGUUAAUUCCCUAUAUUAAUAUUAAGGCAAAGUAGAACACAUGAAAAUCAGUUAACCCAUUGAGGCUGUGUUACGACUUACGAGUGUAGCUCGUCGCGGUGUGAUAGCCACAACCCACUAACGCUUACGUUGUUCGUUGAAUCCCACUUACCAGCACUAGAAUCUAUAAUUGAAUAAGCUAGAAUCACUGGCGCUCACUUUGGCUAAGUUGAAUAACGUGUCGAACUGGCAGGUGUAGCUGCAGUUAAAUGUGUGGGUUUGAAUCCCGUUCAUGUGCAAUACAUAUUAAGCUUGCUGGUGUGUGGCCGGUAGAAGGGCCCACUCUAAAUAAACGGUGUUGGGGUUCGAUUCAAAUUCCCGUGUGCAAAAAUGGGUUAGCGUUCUUUUAAACAACUAACUUCUUAAUUAUUCAGUAAACAGAAAGCACCAAUGUGCAAGUUAAGGUCUUUGUGCAACUAGUCAUUUGUCAUAAAAACUGUACAUUUUUCAUAAUGUAAUUAUACAUCUUUAUCAAGGGGUUAUAUUUGUGUAAUUAUAGUCUACAUUUUAUUAUUUUGUAAAUAAGUAGGCUUAUUUUCAAGUUUUGUUGAAUUGUGCUUUUUAACUGACAUUUAUUGUUUUACGGAUUAUUUAUACAGCAUGGAAAAUUAAAUGUUUUAUGAUUACUAUUUAUUUGAUCAUGUAGCCUAUAAA